This is a messenger RNA of Daktulosphaira vitifoliae (grape phylloxera), 2834 nucleotides long. RefSeq lists its product as uncharacterized. Gene Ontology annotation, molecular function: actin filament binding; small GTPase binding. Gene Ontology annotation, cellular component: cytosol. The transcript is spliced from 7 exons. Bases 328 to 2397 code for a protein of 689 amino acids. The record is from RefSeq and is a predicted model, not a curated record. NCBI's taxonomy places the organism in Eukaryota, Metazoa, Arthropoda, Insecta, Hemiptera, Phylloxeridae. Gene Ontology annotation, biological process: cell migration; regulation of cell shape; cortical actin cytoskeleton organization.
GCUAUUCAAGAGUACAACUGUUGAUGCCGUUCCGUACACACGCCGUUCCAGUAGAUUUCAACCGCACUUGUUGUGACGUUAGUGUCUGUCGCGCGCACUCUUUCCGGCGAUUUUUGUUUUUAACAUCUAUAUGAUGAGCCUCCCUUUUGUGUAUGUUUAUUUUAUUGGUAUUUUUUUAUUAGUUUGUGACUACGAUGAUUUUAAAAAUGAAAUCAACCUACAGUGAAUUUUAUAAUUCUUAAAAAAUAACUGUGUUUUUCUAAUUUCAAAAAUAACAUUUAGUAUUUAGUAUUUCGAGUGUGAGUGAUUGUGUUAGAAUUUAUUUAAAUGGUUAAAAAAACUUCAAAAGACUCAGAUCCAAUCAUGAUAACGGCGAAGUUAUCACCACCGAAUAAGAUGACCGAUCACGUAGCUCGACUUCGAGUGGUUCAAGAAGUAUCGUCGAGAAACAGUUCAGUAAGCUGGACCAGUUCUUGUACUAUUUCUACAGAAAAAAGUUGGACGGACCAACCAAGACCUCCUGUAUACAACCCUGAAGAUUAUGCAGCGUCUUUGCGGAAAUUCGGUAAAAGGAGUUCAACACCGGACUCUAAAAACGAAGAUUCUUUGAAGUCAAAAGAAAUGACAUUAAAAGAAUUUUCAUCAGCUACUGAACUUCUAGACAAACUCAAAACUGAUUUAAAAUUGGCAUAUUUCAGCUUUGUUCAAGAAUUUGUUGGAGAUCCAAUAGAUGGAAUAACAUUAUUACUAGAACUUCUCAAAACUAUUCAACAGAGCGGAUCUCAAACAAAGAGUACACCAGCAAACCAACGCCGUAUCACAUUAGAUGAAAAUGCAUGUCUUCAGUGUCUUAAGUAUUGCCUACGCUGUCAAGAUGCGGCUAGAAAAUUGGCUAUAUCUUCUGCUGGACUUUACACAUUAGCUGCAUGUAUCAUGAGUACAAUUAACCAAUCUCGUUUAAUAACAUUAGAGUUAUUAACAACAGCAUGUUGUGAUUCGGGAACAGUUGAUGGGCAUAUUACAGUAUCAGAUGCAAUGAGCACAAUGCGUUUGCGAUUUGCUGAGCCUGUACGAUUCAGAUUUUUAGUAGGAAUGAUGUCAGGAAAUGGAAAUUCUGGUAUGGAAUUACUAUUGGCUGGAUUAAAGUUCAUUAAUGCUUUUACAGAGACUUGUCCCGACCUUCAGACAAGGUUUUAUAUUCAGGCAGAACUCAAACAAGCUGGUUUUAAACCAGCUGGUAUACUAAAAAAUAUUUCAAACAAAUCACCACUUCUAAGCUUAGUUUCAGAGGAAAUAUACAAGUGGCAGAAAAAUUUCAUCAACGUAGAGUCACUAAAAAGACAGCAUGAUGAAGUUGUUAGAGAAGCUAAAACUCUUAGAGAAAGAGUUUCCAUAUUAGAAAAGAAACUUCACCUUCUACAAGAUGAGAAACGCGUUGUUUCUUCUCGUAAAGAAAUUACUGAUAAAACCCACAAAAAUAAAAUUGAAGGUUGUGGAAACUCUGCUGAAGAUGAAGGAAUUAGUUCAUCGGAACAAGAUGAUUGUGAGGAAGAAGUUACAUCUAAAAAAUUAAAAAUGCCCUACAAGAUGUACGAUAUAUCGCAGGAUGAUCCAACAAUAGAAGAAGUUUUAGAAACUUUUGAUAAAGUUAUUAACGAUGCAUCAACUGAUUCGAAUGAACGACAAAAUUCUUCAAUCAGCAGUGAUUCAAAACAGUCCUACGAUUAUUCACCAUUGUAUACAGAAGAUGCGGUUAUUAUUCCUGCCAAAAUUAUUCCCGAACCUCCAAGAAGGUCCAGAAGUUUGUUUAUUAACAAGAAUUUUGAAGUCAACCCAUUUUUUGAAGAUGACGAAGAAAGCAUGGAUUCUGUAUGUCUUUACAACGAAAACGAAAUUGACAUUGAAAAGUCUAAAGUUAAAAGAAGCGAGACUUUUCAUUCAGUUCAGAAACAUAUAAAGCGAUUUUCUGAUAUAGCUUUACAAAAAAAACAAGAAGAAAAUGAAAAAAAAGAAGAAAACCAUAGAAAAUCCAUUUAUGAUAUUUUUAGUACAAUUGAACAAAAAAAAAUACAACUUAAUAGGCAAGUAAUGAGAUCGGCCAGUACAAAGAAUAUCAAUGAGUCUCGAUUACCUAUGCUAAAAUUUGACCAAAGUAAACCUGAACGAGCUGUCUACUUCCCGUCAGGUUGUAAAAACACUAGAGACCAACAUAGAACUCUCAUGGCAAGAGGUCAUAAUAAUGCUGGACUAUAUUCCGGAUAUAGAGAUGUCAAAGGAAUUAACCCAAAACACCAAUCGGGCUCAAAUAGUAGUUUAAACAGUUUGAAUGAACUUCGUCAUGUAAACAUGUCAUUGUCUACAGGAAAACUUACAGAUUUCCCGUCGGGAUUAUAUUAGACUGAUUAUUAUUAUAUAUGUUAAGUAAAACGUAUUAAAUAUUAGUUUGUUACAGUAGCGUACCCAAAGGGGGGAUAAAAGAGCCAUAUCCCUCUUCAAUGAUCCAUUAUAUCUAUUAACAAUAUAUGACUAUGGCGCUAGUAAGAGUAUAUGAAAAAAUCCUAUGUACAUGUAUUAUUGUAUUCAUUUAAAAAUAAUAUUUCAGGAUUGUAAUAUGAAUAAAAAUUCACAAAUUAAUAUCAAUAAAUAUUUUGUAAACGUAUUAAGUCGUAAAAUGUAUAAUUUAUUAUUAAUUCAAUAAUAGUUCAUGAAAUAAUAGUAAUUAGUGAUAAUAAUAAUAAUAAUUUUUACUAGAAUUGUUUAAAGCAGAAAGUAUAAAUAUUGCAUAAGAAAUUUUUUAUUAUGAGUUAGUUACCGUUUAUCUAAGUAUGUUUUAU